This is a messenger RNA of Alternaria incomplexa, 1017 nucleotides long. RefSeq lists its product as uncharacterized. NCBI's taxonomy places the organism in Eukaryota, Fungi, Ascomycota, Dothideomycetes, Pleosporales, Pleosporaceae. Bases 1 to 1017 code for a protein of 338 amino acids. The transcript is spliced from 3 exons. The record is from RefSeq and is a predicted model, not a curated record.
AUGACCGCCGAAGCCCAGAAACUGCUUCUAAAAGAAUGGGCCAAGGACAUCAAACAUGUCGUUGACGACAACAAUUCACCCAAGGCCGAGUUCGCGCGCCUGGCAAAGGCAAAGGGAUGGACCGGCGGAGAUACCGAAUGGUGCCAUCACUGGGAAGCGUGUUUCGAUGAGACAUAUACAUGGGGAGUUCGUCAUAAGUCAACAACAGCCGAUACGACUGUACUCAAGAAAGUGACUGCUCAAGCUGGUGGGAUCGAUCUAACAGAACGUAUGCGAAGGCUCUCCAUUGGUUCCGAUGCGUCGUCUUUCUCGCUCAUCUCACGCACGUCAAGGGCGAACUCUUUCGAAAGUGUGAGGUCGAUCAACAGCGACCAGUCACACGAAGCCGAAGGUCUUUCCACCAGCCCACAACCUCCACCGAACACAGAAGUCUCGGAUAGCACCGACUUACAAAACAGCGUACUGUCUCUUGAUACGGUCAAGUCCCUGGAGGAAAUUUCUGGGGGCGUUGAGAUCCCGGACACGGCUUCAGAACACAGCGAUGCUGAGUCAGAGGCUUCAUCGCUAGAGUUGGACGAAAACCCAGCGUGGAGUGAAUACACCAACUUCGUGCACCGCCCAGAUGCUUCCUUUCAGUCAGAGUUCGAACGUCUAGCUCGCACCAAAGGUUGGGUGGGACGUAUCAAACGCCAGCACCUAGUCGAGCUGCUCACUAGCGAGGUUGAGUUCUACUGGGGUGCGGACGACGUUGACAAGCUUGAAUAUUACCAGUUCCUAUGUCAAGAGAUGGGCGUCAAGCAGAUCCCUUUGACUGUUACCCAGGCGAAGAACGCGCUUCGGCCUCUCAAAGUCAACCUUUAUAGCGUCAUCGACCACAUGCGCAACCCGGAGAUCAAGGUCAUCACAUACAAGACUAUCCGCGAGCUUCGCCAAAGCGUCCGCAAGAAGGGCACCUUUCCGAGGCAAUGUGCUAAGGCUGGUGAAGGCUGCAUGGCCGCUUUGCUGUCCAAGUUGUAG